Scomber scombrus (Atlantic mackerel) is the source of this 841-nucleotide messenger RNA. RefSeq names its product calcium regulated heat stable protein 1 (gene carhsp1). Gene Ontology annotation, molecular function: mRNA 3'-UTR binding. The transcript is spliced from 5 exons. Bases 246 to 740 code for a protein of 164 amino acids. The record is from RefSeq and is a predicted model, not a curated record. Gene Ontology annotation, biological process: regulation of mRNA stability. Gene Ontology annotation, cellular component: cytoplasm. NCBI's taxonomy places the organism in Eukaryota, Metazoa, Chordata, Actinopteri, Scombriformes, Scombridae.
UUCACUCUUGGACACUGAACACUAUACCUGUCACGUCGUAAACUGCGGAGGAAGAAACAAAACGCUACAAAAACUUGACUUAAAAGUUUUUUUUUUGUCUGGUUGGACGCGUUUUCUUUGGCGCCACAGCAUCCUGCAGUUGUGAAGUAAACGGAAAGGUGUUUUUACAACCUCUGCUGUGCUGCUGUGCUCCCCCCUAUCAGGUGCCCCCACUUUAUCCCUCCUUCCUCUCCACCUCUUCCACCAUGUCCUCUCAGGCCACGCCCAUCCACGGGGCAAGAUCAACUACCCCUCCAUUAACCUUUGGGGGAUCCCAAGCUCCUUCCAUUUCCCCACUGUCAACAGAGUCCCUGCGGCCUCCAGCCUAUAGACACAGAGACCGCUCCCCCUCCCCCAUGAGAGGCUACCUCAUCCCCAGCCCACUGCCCACACGCAGAAACAGGACCUGCUCAGCGACGGCUCGGGCAGCAGAGGGUCCGGCGUUUGUUGGGGUGUGUAAAUAUUUCUCCCGCUCCAAAGGCCAUGGCUUCAUCACGCCAUCCGACGGGAGCAAAGACAUCUUCGUCCACAUCUCAGACGUUGAGGGCGAGUACGUGCCGGUGGAAGGCGACGAGGUGAGCUACAAGGUGUGCUCCAUCCCUCCCAAAAACGAGAAGAUCCAGGCAGUGGAGGUGACCAUAACCCAUCUCAAUCCAGGAACCAAACACGAGACCUGGACAGGACAAGUCAUCAGCAGCUAAAUGCGGAGUCUCGCAAGAAUAGGGGAUGAAAGGGGGGGAGGUCAACGAAGCCAGCGGGUGGGGAAGGGAUAGAUGGAAGAAAUGGGGAGGGGAAGGAAGGG